CCAAAAGUCACAGCAGCAUUGUGACAGUUUUCUUUUCAAAAAAUACAACAAAGAUGCGAUUGCUACACCGUCAAAAUCAUCCCAUUAUGUCCGGCUGGACGGCGUCUUCGACGAUCGCCAAUAUUCGCUUUGCACUCUUUCUCUGCCUAGCCGUCGCCUUGCUGCCCAGCCCUGGCGCGGCGCGCAUGGCAUUCGAAAAGCUUACAGACUAUGAUUUCGCCGGCACCACAUACUACAGCGUCAAGAAUCUGUCGCUGUACGAGUGUCAGGGCUGGUGUCGCGAGGAGGCCGAUUGUCAGGCGGCUGCUUUCAGUUUUGUCGUCAAUCCUUUAUCACCAUCACAGGAGACACACUGUCAGCUGCAGAACGAUUCGUCGGCACACAAUCCAUCUGCGGCGCCGCAACGCUCCGCCAAUAUGUACUACAUGGUGAAAUUACAAUUGCGCAGCGAGAAUGUCUGUCAUCGGCCGUGGGCGUUCGAACGUGUACCAAACAAGAUUAUACGCGGUUUAGAUAAUGCGCUCAUUUAUACUAGCACAAAGGAGGCCUGCUUAUCGGCGUGUCUGAAUGAGAAACGUUUCGUGUGUCGUUCGGUCGAAUAUGAUUACAAUAAUAUGAAAUGUGUGUUGAGCGAUUCUGAUCGACGCAGCUCCGGACAAUUUGUGCAGCUGGUCGAUGCACAAGGCACCGAUUACUUUGAGAAUUUGUGUUUGAAACCAGCGCAAGCGUGUAAGAAUAAUCGUUCAUUUGCCGUCGCGCGUGUGGGUGUGUCCGAAGAGAAGGUGGCUCAAUAUGUUGGUUUGCAUUACUACACCGACAAAGAAUUGCAAGUGACUUCGGAGUCGGCAUGUCGUUUGGCUUGCGAAAUCGAAACGGAAUUCUUGUGUCGCUCUUUCUUGUAUCUUGGUCAGCCACAGGGUUCACAAUACAACUGCCGUUUGUUCCACUUAGAUCACAAGACACUGCCUGAUGGUCCCUCAACUUAUUUAAAUCACGAGCGCCCACUGAUCGACCAUGGCGAACCAAUUGGACAGUACUUUGAGAAUGCAUGCGAAAAGAUGACCUCGCCACCGGGCGCUUUGGAUAAAUUGGACACACUGCCUGUAAGCCUGGAUACCACCGAAGAUCCCAACUUGACUAAUAUUACAAGGAAUGACGUGAAUUGCGACAAGACUGGCACCUGCUAUGAUGUUUCCGUUCACUGCAAAGACACCCGCAUCGCCGUUCAGGUGCGCACCAACAAACCAUUCAAUGGCCGCAUCUAUGCCUUGGGACGUUCCGAGACAUGCAACAUUGAUGUCAUCAACUCGGAUGCAUUCCGAUUGGAUCUAACCAUGGCUGGACAAGAUUGUAAUACGCAAAGUGUAACUGGCGUCUAUUCGAAUACAGUCGUUCUCCAGCAUCACAGCGUUGUUAUGACCAAAGCCGAUAAAAUUUACAAAGUUAAGUGCACAUACGAUAUGAGCUCGAAGAACAUCACAUUCGGCAUGAUGCCAAUACGUGAUCCCGAAAUGAUACACAUCAACUCAUCGCCUGAAGCUCCACCACCAAGAAUUCGCAUACUCGAUACGCGCCAACGUGAAGUGGAGACUGUACGCAUCGGUGAUCGUCUCAACUUCCGCAUCGAAAUACCAGAAGACACUCCCUAUGGUAUCUUUGCACGUUCCUGCGUCGCCAUGGCUAAGGAUGCGCGCACCAGCUUCAAGAUCAUCGAUGACGAUGGCUGUCCCACCGAUCCGACAAUCUUCCCCGGCUUCACCGCUGACGGCAAUGCACUGCAAUCGACCUAUGAGGCUUUCCGUUUCACCGAGAGUUACGGUGUCAUCUUCCAGUGCAAUGUCAAAUACUGUCUGGGACCAUGCGAGCCAGCUGUGUGCGAAUGGAAUAUGGAGUCAUUUGAAUCGCUGGGCAGGAGACGUCGUCGUAGCGCUGUGGAGAGCAAUGAAACUAAGGAAGCCGAUGAUGAUAUGAACAUUUCGCAAGAGAUUCUAGUCUUGGACUUUGGCGAUGAGAAACGUGAAUUCUUCAAGGCUGAUCCGAGCGCAGACUUUGCCAAAGAUAAGACUGUGACCAUCAUUGAGCCCUGCCCCACGAAGACCUCCGUGUUGGCGCUGGCCGUCACUUGUGCGCUUAUGAUUUUACUCUAUAUUUCGACGUUGUUCUGUUAUUAUAUGAAAAAAUGGAUGCAACCUCAUAAAAUUGUAGCAUAAAAAUAAGUAUCACACAUACAUACACACUCACACACAUUCUUAUACUAAAUCCAUACACGUUAAAAAUCUAAAGUAAACAAGAAAAAUCGCAUGGAACAAA
Messenger RNA from Anastrepha obliqua, 2310 nucleotides. RefSeq lists its product as uncharacterized. Lineage: Eukaryota; Metazoa; Arthropoda; Insecta; Diptera; Tephritidae. Bases 54 to 2210 code for a protein of 718 amino acids. The transcript has 7 exons. The record is from RefSeq and is a predicted model, not a curated record.